This is a messenger RNA of Drosophila persimilis, 1030 nucleotides long. RefSeq names its product ubiquitin-conjugating enzyme E2 L3 (gene Ubc10). Lineage: Eukaryota; Metazoa; Arthropoda; Insecta; Diptera; Drosophilidae. The record is from RefSeq and is a predicted model, not a curated record. The transcript has a single exon. The coding region runs from base 236 to 700 and encodes 154 amino acids.
UUGUCUGUGUAAUUACAGGCCUUACGUGCAUAAUAGCUACUGCCUAAACAAGCAAUAAUCCCCUCCACCCGGAAAAAGACACCGCAUAGCUACAAGCGAACACACAACAACGCUGCCCUUACUCAUCCGAAGAAGCUAUAUCUGCUGAUUCCAUCGAUUUGACACUCACCGAAGCACACACACACAUCGUUUGUGGUGGUUGGGGCAAACAGAGAGCACACAGACGAAGAAAAAAAUGACUGCGCCUCGACGUCUUCGAAAAGAGCUGUGCGAUUUGCAAGAUAAUACAUUAAAAUCCUUCCGCGACAUUAAGGCCGACGACGAGAACCUGCUGCGCUGGACUGGCCUGAUUGUACCCGACAAUCCGCCGUACAACAAGGGCGCCUUCCGCAUCGAGAUCAACUUUCCGGCCGAAUAUCCGUUCAAGCCGCCGAAAAUAAACUUCAAGACGCGGAUCUAUCAUCCCAACAUCGACGAGAAGGGGCAGGUCUGUCUGCCAAUCAUCAGCACCGAGAACUGGAAGCCGGCUACGCGAACGGAGCAGGUUGUCCAGGCUCUGAUAGCCCUUAUCAACGACCCUGAGCCCGAGCAUCCACUUCGCGCCGAGCUAGCCGAGGAGUUCCUCAAGGACAGAAAGAAGUUCGUGAAGAAUGCCGAGGACUACACCAAGAAGCACAGCGAAAAACGUCCGGCGGAUUAGUGCUGUGGCCAUGGCGAGCCGCCAACAAACAACAAACGAAGACGGAUGACGAAACCAAACUAAACCCCAUCCCAUUAUUUUCACCCCCCUUCGAGUCUACGCCGAGUGCGACGGAGGGCGAACAAAUUAUUUCACGCUUAGUCUACGAGUUCUCCCCGUUUUGUGAUUUUCAAUUAGCUUUUUAAUGUUUUAACUUCGAUUUUUCAGUAGAAAGUUUCGCAAUUCUCCCAAUUCCAAUUUGUAAGGAUCAGGAUCCGUAGGAAGGGUAGUUUUUUAAUUGUAGCACUGUAAUUUUAUGCAAGAGAGAAAUACAAGUUCGUUACAUUAAAA